AGAAGAAUUUGUAGUUUAAAGAUGGCGCUACCCGGUGUUUUACUCGUGCGGUUUAGAACUCUGUGUAAUGUCACUAAAUGUGCUCAGACAGGAGGCCAAACUGUGUCACACUGGAGCAGAGAAACGCGGUGGUACAGGACAAAAGCCCGGAGUGUUCAUGAACAGAGUACCUCAUAUCCACAGAUCAAACAAGGUGAGUUAUAUAGCUGUUAGCCUUUUAGCUACCAGGUGCUGCUUCUCCUGACAGCGUCAGACCUCAAGGACAUCAUCUUAUAAAACAAGAUGCUCUCAUCUGUGUAUGUUGGGGUUAUCCUUUAAGGUUAAGCUCAAGUUGGAGAGGAAGUAGCUCAUAGAUUAAAUCGCCUCGUGUUUAACAUUUGUGUUCACUUUUUAGAUAACGAAAACCAGAACCUUUUGAAGGAGUUUCCAAACCCCAAAAAUCUGCUGAAUAAUGUCAUCGCCCGGUCUUUGGGGGUCAGUGACCUGUCCCGGGUCAUCCAGUACAGCUUCACUCAACAUGGAGGGAUCAAGGUUAGAUACACACUCACACUUAGAUGGAGCUUAACAUAUCCAUGAGGCAAUUUUACACCACAGAUAAGUUAAUAUCUUGUAUCGUGUCUUUGUAUGUCUAGAAAGCGACUGUCACGCUGCAGUGGCCCUCAAAGUUCACAGAGGUUGGUCAAGCCUCAAACAAGGUCGAUGCAGAGCGACUUGCUGCUGCUGCUGCCUGCUCGAAGCUGAGGGUAAGCUGCAUGAAAUAACCGUAAAAUAGAGUAUGUUUUUGAUGGAGCAGUCUGGUAAAGUAGGGGAGAGUGGUUGUAAGUUGAGCCACCCCCUGUUGCUUGGAUUGGUAAAAGACAUUGAUCAUGUGACCAAAUAUUUAGGAGAUGGGCAUUAAUUCAUGGAGUCUGUGAAGGUCAGAAGCACAUGGGUGAAGGGGUUAGACAUUUAUUAAAAAAAACAUUUUUCACUCUUGAAAGUGAACUUAGUCUGUCAUAAGUUUUGUUAGAAUUGUGUUCAGACCAAAAAAGACCAUUUUAAAUUUGUUUUAUACAUCAUUUGUGUUAUCUACGAGCUACAACAUGAGGUCAAAAACCUAGCAUAAAAGUCCACCAUUUUAGCUUAGAGGACAAAUAAAGUCGUAAUAGUAGUUCUGGGGUAAAUUUAGCCAGUGGUUCAACUGAGAAAGUAAAGGAGUCUGAUGAGAGGAUCAGAGUGUUGCUUUUUCUUUUCAAAAAUACAGCUGUGAAUCUUCUGAAUCACUUAAAGACAUUCUCAUGUUAAAAUGUUUUUUGUUAUUUUUUACAAAAUAGCGUUUUAGCAGAAAUAAUAAUAAAAAGAGUUAUUGAACCAGUUAAAUAGCGUAUCAUAGAUUAAAAAAAUACACAUGAAUGUAAAAGCGCCUAUGUUCAACUUACCUCACACACGGGGUAAGUUGACCUUAGGGAACCACUUUUUUGCCAUGCUUUAUUAUCAAGACAGUUAUGUUUACACUCACUCUGUUGGUUUGCAGGGAUGAACAACAUCUUCAUAUAUGCAGAUACACUAGUUAGCGACAAAACUAUGAUUGCCUUGAUGUAGUGAUCCGAAAUAUGAAAAAUGGCUCAUCUUACCCCACCCUCCCCUGUCCUUUUAAUGGAGCAGUCUAUUGAAGUACUAUCCUCUCUCUUUUUGUGAUCAGGAAAUGGGUGUUCUUGGUCCGAACAAUCAGCUCCCAAAGAGGAAAGCCGUCAGGGGGAAAGGGUCAUUGAGUUCAGCUCUUUUCAGUGAUGAUGAAGAGGGUAACUUGCCAGAAAAUAGUCGCUUGCUAAGAGGGAAAGCAUAUGGAGUACAACAACAGCAAUGGUUACCCCCAGCGGAGGACAAUCUAGACAUUGCUGAGGCUCUCCUCUUGUUUCCACAACCUAAAUCUCUCCUCACCAGGGUCAUCCAGGUGGCAACAUCAUCCAACAGAUUCAGGGUUUGUAGUUUCAAUCAUUUUCACAGUGAAAACUAAGCUCUCUUCAUGCUUCUUAAGUUCUAAACUGGAUACUCUAUAUAUCUUAACAGGAGCUGAUACAGUUUAGAACUACAGGAGGGAAGCUGAAGCGCUGUGAGCUGACCCUGCACUGGCCUGAAGAGAUGAAGUUUUCUGCCACAGCGACACAUCGAGCAGCAGCAGAGAAAAAAGCUGCAGCUCUGGCCUGCAUGAAAUUUAAAGUGAGAAGAACACCAUGAAACUUCUUCUGCUUUUAUUCAUAUGUUAGAGAUUUAUUUUUACUGAACUGCCAUGUCACCUGCUUCAGGAGCUGGAACUGCUUGAUAAAGACAACAACCCACUGACUCACGCCAAGUACCAUCGAGAGCAGGUGAGGGAGGCUGGAGAGCGACACAGACGCCCUUUUUCUCUAGAAGUCCCUGAGUAUCUGGAGGACCAAAUAAGAGAGUACCUUGAACAGGUCGGUUGUCUCUCAUGUGUUUCUUCUAUUAGUAAAACGUGUUUUAAUAUUAAUUUGAAUGUUGUUUUAUCUAAAAUCUAACUCUGCGUCUUGUAACAGUACCCAGUGGAUGUUGAAGUUCAGAGGCUCUGGGAGGAGGAAGAGAUGAAAGGACAGCAGACGGUGACCGAGGAGGGGGAGGAGGAGGAAGAGGAGGAUUUAGUGACAGACGCAAUCACAGGCAAACGGUACAAGCCUCUGUCUGUGCGUGAGGCCCAGCAGCUGAACGCCUACCUGAAGGAGGAAUGGGAGAGCGCAAACCCCAGGCUGAGUGUGGAGCUCCCAGUGGAUGGCCAUCGCCAACGGGUGGUAUCGGCAAUCCAGUCGUCCAGGGUGGUUGUGAUCGAUGGCGAAACUGGAUGCGGGAAAACGACACGGAUACCCCGUUUCCUGCUGGAGGAGUGUGUGAGAGGCGGUGAAGGGGCUGAGUGCAACAUCCUGGUGACCCAGCCUCGUCGGAUCAGCGCUGUGUCUGUGGCCCAUCGUGUUGCUCAGGAGUUAGGCCCAGCUCUAAAACACUCUGUGGGAUAUCAGGUACAUACACAUUUAUACUCCCCUUUUAUUUUACCACAUCAUUUUUUUCUUACCAUAAACAUCAUUUGUAAUAAUCAGCUGUAGCUUCUAGACCUGCCAAUCCCAAAUCUGUGAAUUCCUGCAGCCUUAUUUGAAAUGUAAAAAUAUUUCAGGGUCUAUGUUUGGUUCCAAUUACAAAGCACAAAUCAGAAAUGUUAAUCAACCUAUAGCACUUGAAUGGUCCAUCUUUAGACUGUGACUUGCACUGAUGGAAUCAACACUCUUGUACAUAAUUACCUUUUAGUUUCAUUACCAAUAAUAACAAGUAUUUGGUGACUUUUGACAAAGAAGGAUUUUUUUCUUGUGCGUAGGUGAGACUCGAGAGUCGUCCACCUGAGCACAGCGGAGGAGCCAUGCUCUUCCUCACAGUGGGUGUCCUGCUGAGAAAGCUGCAGUCGAACCCAACUCUGAAGGGAAUCAGCCAUGUAGUCGUGGAUGAAGUUCAUGAGAGAGACGUCAACACAGAUCUGCUGCUGGCUCUGCUGCGCAACAGUCUGAAUGAGAACCCCGAACUACGAGUGGUCCUCAUGAGCGCUACAGGUGACAAAGAAAGGCUGGCCCAGUACUUUGGGGGAUGCCCUGUCAUUAAAAUUCCUGGUUUCAUGCACCCAGUGAAGGACAGAUUCUUGGAAGAUGUACUUAGAGAGUUGGGACGCGCACCGCCUGCAAAAUGGAGAGAGGAGGUAGAGCAGCAGGUGAGUUUUUGUUUCUGUUGUUGAACUGUCAUAUGUGCUCUGCAGAUAUUCGGUUAAGUCCUUCAUCUCCUUUAUUUUCUUUCUUCUUUAAGAACGGAAGAGAAGACCUUUCACCUGAUGUCCAAUUGGUUGCUGAUUUAAUCGAACACAUCGACAAGCAUGAAAAGCCAGGUAACAAACCCACACCUUUUUAACAUUUGCUUGAUUUUCAUUGAUAUGCUUCACACACUUGCUCAGAGUCCUCUUUCCUUUCAUGCUCCAGGUGCAGUGUUGUGUUUCCUCCCAGGAUGGCAGGACAUCAAAGCAGUCCAGGAAAAGCUGGAGGAGCGGCCCCACUUUUCCUCUAACUCACACUUGAUCUUGCCGUGUAAGAGAGCAUAGAAAGGUUUACAGAGAUUUGUCCUCUUCAUGUCGAGUGUUGACGUUUCUCAUUUCUAUAUUCCUGUUUUCUUCCAAUUUCAAGUGCACUCUAGUUUAUCAGUGGCAGACCAGCAGUUGGUGUUCCAGCGCCCUCAAGUGGGCAAGAGAAAGAUUGUCCUUACCACAAACGUUGCUGAGACCUCCAUCACCAUCGAUGACAUCGUCCAUGUGAUCGAUACAGGAACUCAUAAAGAACAGAACUACGACCCACGCACUAAGGUUUGUGCGAAAAUGUCUUUUUUUAUUAUUAUUAUUCCUAGUGCUUGCAUUGUGAUGUAUGUCCUUAUGGAGUAAUGUAAAAUUGAGUGUCUUAGUCUCAGUUUAAACUUGGUUUUGCAGGUUUCCUGUCUGGACACAGUCUGGAUAUCUCGUUCCAAUGUUACUCAGAGAAAAGGGAGAGCAGGGCGAUGUCAGCCCGGACAAUCUUACCACCUGUUCUCACGGACGCAGCUGGAAUCCAUGCCCCUCUUUCCCAUCCCUGAGAUCCUACGCACCCCACUGGAGAGUUUAGUUGUUCAGGCCAAAAUCCACAGUCCAGACUGCAAGGUACUGAGAGCAGACAAUUUCCUAUGUGUGUUAUUUAACGACAGUCUUAUUCCAUAUAUUUUGACAGGUGGAGUCAUCUCUUAAGUUGUUUUUCUGUGUGUGUUUAGGCUGUAGAUUUCUUGUCCCAAGUGUUGGAGAGUCCAGAGAGAGAAGCUGUCAGAGAUGCUGUUCAAAAUCUUCAAGACAUUGGUGAGUGAACUCCUGCGUGUCUACACAAACACUUAUUCACUGCAGGAGGAGAAUAAUGUCUAAUCUGUCGAUGUUUACUUCUGUAGGAGUCCUGGACAAGACUGAAACCUUGACGCCUUUAGGACAGCGGGUCUCCUGUAUGUCAUGUGACCCUCGACUGGGCAAAGUGCUGGUCCUCAGCGCCAUGUUUAGAUGUGUUCUUCCCAUGCUGUCUGUGGCUGCCUGUCUGACAAGAGAUCCUUUUCACAAUAGCCUGCAGAACAGAGCACUAGUCACCAAGGUGAGAUGUUAUUACACCCACCUGUUUUCAAAAUGGCACACAGUCCAGUGUGUGGUACUCAUGAGUUGUUUCUUUGUCCAGGCGAAAGAGGGUCUGAGCGGCUCCAGCUACAGUGACUACUUGGUGUUUGUUCGAGCUAUAAUGGGUUGGAGGAGAGUUCAGCAUAUGGGCGACAGAGAUGACAGAGAUGAAUAUCUGGAGAAACACUGUCUGUCCAGGUUCAGCCUCAGAUUCAUUAACGGUGAGUUAGAAAUAUUUCUGUAUUGGUUGCUGCAGUAAAAAGAAUAGGCUUCAGUUUGUGUUUACUGGUGAUGUAACUUCAAACCAUGAAAGCAUUGCAAAUGACACCAAUUUGGGGAUACAGUUUUGAGGGCAUCUCAAAAAGAUGUGUCAUAAAAAUGAGGUGAAGUGGUGAUCCAAAACAAUGUCCAUCAGAGCUACACAAUAAAUCACAAGUCUGUUAUCUCUAAAAUUUGCCAUAAACACACUGCAAAACACUUGAAUUUACUGCAGUAAAUGAAAAUAGUUAUUCAUGUGAACAAAAAUUUUUCUCUACUGGAUGGAGUGCUGGAUGUCGUGGUUGUGCUCACACACUGUUUUGAUGCAAUCAGAUGAAGCUCAGGUUAUCUACGAGCUUCCAUUACAGUAACUGGUACCAGUUGGAUUCCUUUUAAGGUGACCGGUUCUGUGUAAAAUAUAUGAAAACUUUGGUUGAUUGCUAAAUACACCCUCAAGCCUCAUGUCUGGUUGUAUUUGUUGUCUUGUCUUUUCAAUAUCCCUCUACAUAGAAGUCGUUUUUACAUGAGAGUUUUAUGUUCAAACAAAGCUUUAAAAAAAUCAUCUCAGCGUAUGACUUGGAUUUUAAACUAUUUUGUACUGGUUUUUUUUUAUGACACAUUGGAGAAUAAUUUCUGCUCUGUUGCAGGUCUCAUCUCUCAGUUCAGUGAUAAUCUGCAUGAAGCUGAGCUGGUGCCUCGUGCCCAGGAGUGCCAGCAUCAGUCCUCUCGGUACAACAGACACAGUGACGAGGAUGAGCUGCUUAAAGCUGUACUGCUGGCUGGACUGUAUCCCAACCUCAUUCAGGUACAUGGCAAUAAAAGGGUCAUGUUAAAUACCACAUUAUACUUUAUGGUCUAUUUCAGGCCUUGUUGAAGUAAGACAUGCUGUACAUCUUGAAGUGUAUAGUGUAUAAUUAUGAUUUUUUCUUAUAUUUUUUGUUGCUUUGCUUCUAAGAUGUAAACAUGUCUGUCUGUCCUGAACUCACAUGAAUCUGUACGGGUCAAAGCUUUCACAGGAAAACUGACAUCCCUGCAUAACUCUUAAGAUAAAACCAUGUACUACUUUGGUACUUUAUUUCUUAGGUGAAGAAAGGUGUCGUGACCAAAGGACGCUUCCGGCCCCACAAUAUCUCCCUCCGCACAGCUAGUGGGCCUGUACUGCUCCACCGCUCUUCUGUCAACAGGUUUGAACUCCUAAACUCAUCUACAGUAGAUAAGUGAUAUACUCAGCAGUGGACUUAUUGUUUUUCCUGUCUGUGUUGUUGUAGAGGAAAAACGAAGCUCCCCAGUCGCUGGCUGACCUUCUUCAGCGCCGUCAAGUCUAAUGAGAACGUUUUCAUCAGGGACUCUUCAGCCGUCCAUCCACUCGCCUUGCUAAUGCUCACAGACUGUGACAUCGCAGAGAGAGGUAUAACAUGGACGCUAAUUAGCAGCUAUCAUCCAAUCAUCGUUAUUGACUGACUGUUGCCAGGCUGUUAUUAUGAAUAUGGUUAUCCAAUCCAAUCCGCUUUAUUUAUAUAGCACAUUUUAAAAAACAUUCAAGUUUACCAAAGUGCUGCACAAUAAAAUUAAAUCAACAGACAAUGCUGAAAACAUCAAGAUGAAAUAAAUAAAAGCAAGUAAAAAACAUUUAAAAUAAAAUAAAUGAAUAAAAACACAAAAGCAUAAAAGAAAUAAAGGUGAUGAAAGGAUCCUGAUAAAAGACAUAAAAGGACAGAGAUCACACAACUCUCAUGCUGAGCUAAAAGCCAAGGAAUAAAAAUGAGACGUUUAAGACGUGAUUUAAAAGUACAAAGAGUGGGGGAUGUUUUAAUCUCGAGUGGCAAUUCGUUCCACAAUUUGGAACGUAUAUUACAUAUUAAAUAUAUUACAUGUGAUAUUUUAAUCUUUUCUGCAUAAUCUCUUUUUUUCUUUUAUCAGUGAAUGGAGACAUGGUGGAGGUGUCACUUCCUGGACACUACCUGGUGCGCUGUGAAUUGCCAGUCGACACCUGGAAGCUGCUGUGGGAGUUCCGCACUUCCAUUCAGACAAUGCUCUACCGCAACCUUAACAAUCCCCGCUCUGUCAGCAGCCGCUCUGCUCAAGACGGAGAGCUUAUCUCUUUGCUCGUAGAUUUGCUCAACAACACAGACUCCGACCCUUUUACUCAGAACCAAAACAGUGACAGCGAGCUGGAUUAAAGGCCUUCUGAGCUCUUCUACGUGUAUCUGCAUCUGUUGGAUCUGCUGGCUGAUCUCAAGAGACAUAGGAACUGGUCUGAUGCGCCUGUUUUAAUGCUAAGUUUGGUUUUGUCCAUACUUGUACUAGUGUGUCACAUGCUGACAUGAACUGGUUAAGGGCAGAAAUCCAAAGUGGACUGUUGUCUGCUGUUUAUUUUUUAGGUGAAUGAUAAACUCGAUGUGUGCAAAUCCAUUGGUUUGGAUUUUGGACUGAGGUUUCUAAUUCAUGCUCAUUUGCUUUAUAAGAAGCAGAAGUUGAUUAUUACUCAACUAUAAUGAAUGAUAGAGACAGAAGAUUACUGGCCAAAGGUCAAAGACUGUGUGCAGAAAAAAAUUUGCUAUUUAUUGCAAUAAAUAUUAACACACUGA
Molecule: messenger RNA, 8046 nt
Organism: Xyrichtys novacula (pearly razorfish)
Lineage: Eukaryota; Metazoa; Chordata; Actinopteri; Labriformes; Labridae
Source: the annotation of a GenBank genome assembly